Messenger RNA from Passer domesticus (house sparrow), 1007 nucleotides. Its product is annotated as UDP-glucuronosyltransferase 1-6-like. NCBI's taxonomy places the organism in Eukaryota, Metazoa, Chordata, Aves, Passeriformes, Passeridae. Bases 147 to 1007 code for a protein of 286 amino acids. The record is from RefSeq and is a predicted model, not a curated record. The transcript is spliced from 2 exons. Gene Ontology annotation, molecular function: UDP-glycosyltransferase activity.
ACAGUCCAAAGCUGUGAAUCAUUAACAACAGGAACAUCAAAGAGCAGAGUGCAACAAUUCCAGCCAUCAGUUGCUUUCCAAAGCAUUUUCAGGCGACAACCUGCAGGCGAAAUCUCUUCCACGGCCCCUACUCCGACCACAGCAGCAUGGCUUUGAGGCUUUGCUGUGCCUGGAUUUCCAUCCUCCUCCUCCUACCCAGCCUCUCGGACGGAGGGAAGCUCCUGGUGGUGCCCAUGGUGGGAAGCCACUGGCUGAGCAUGCAGGAAGUGGUGGAGAAGCUGAGCCAGAGGGGACACGAGGUGGUGGUGCUGGUUCCCAAGGUGAGCUGGCAGAUGGAGACCACGCAGGCCUACAAGGUGGUCACGCACCCGGUGAGCCAGACCCUGGAAGAGCUGGAUAACGCCUUCCAGGAAUACCUGGCCGUGCACCUGACGCAGAAGCCUUUCCCCCUCAAUGCCCUGGCAAUGUACAAUGCCUCAGUGUACGUCUUCAGCACCUUCUUUGGGCAGUGCAAGGACCUGUUCCGCAGCCAGGAGACCCUGAGGUUCCUCAACGAGAGCAGAUUUGAUGCCAUCCUAACGGAUCCAGCCUUUAUGUGUGGGGCCAUCCUUGCCCACCAUCUCUCUCUUCCCUUUGUGUUCUUCAUGAGAGGAUUUGGUUGCAACAUCCACUUUUCAGCCCCACAGUGCCCAAGCCCUCCAUCCUACAUCCCGAGACUCUUCAGCUUCAACUCAGACCACAUGACCUUUUUCCAGAGGGUGGAAAACGCCCUGAUUUCUCUCCUGGAGCUUGAUUACUGCAACGGUUUCUACGGAGAAGCGCUUAAGCUUUCCUCAGAAGUUCUUCAGAGGGAUGUGUCCCUGAUGGACCUCGUGAACUCCGCUGCCAUUUGGAUCCUGAGGUUUGACUUUGUGUUCGAGUACGUCAGGCCAGUGAUGCCCAACAUGGUCUUUGUUGGGGGGAUCAACUGUGCUAAGAAGAAACCAUUGCCUAAGACUCAGUGCUGA